Messenger RNA from Leishmania mexicana MHOM/GT/2001/U1103, 1815 nucleotides. RefSeq lists its product as hypothetical. The coding region runs from base 1 to 1815 and encodes 604 amino acids. Lineage: Eukaryota; Euglenozoa; Kinetoplastea; Trypanosomatida; Trypanosomatidae. The record is from RefSeq and is a predicted model, not a curated record. The transcript has a single exon.
AUGAAGGCGGGGCAUGCACUGUUGGUACGCGCCAUCCCCCUCAUUCGCCCCGUCAAAGUGGAUUCUGGUACCAAGAAGGUACCAGCCACAUUGCUCAACGACGUAACGAUGCUGUCCACAGUGACAAACGAUGCCUUUUCAAAACAGUGCCAAGCAGUGCUCCAAAGCAUCUCAAAGAACAAACUGUACUCAAGUCGCUUCUGGGUGACCCAGCCGCAAUCGAGGCGCUCGUGCAACGCUGUAGUUCUUCCGGGGCAGAAGCCAGCGGUGAUUUACCUAAACGUUGAAAAGGUAAUCCCUUUGAAGGUGCUCGCUAAGAAGGACCAGAGGCAGGUGCUCGAUGAGCAUCCACCGUUCUUCGGCACCGGCGUCGGCAUUCUGUCAGAGCGGAAGAAGUGGAAAGCCGUUACGGCGGACCGACUAAUCCGGCUUCUGAAUGCAGCAGAGGAAGAGCGCGCUCUGUUUAUUGAUGUGAAUGUAGCCAAGGAACUCGAGUUGAGGUACAACAAAAAAGACGUGAUCGACAUCCGCUCCGCGAGCUCGGUGCAUGUCUUCAACUCUGACCAGCUUGACGACCCAUACAAGGGGGAGCCUCAGAAAGGCGUGGCACUAAACGCAGCGACCGGGAAACGGGUCGGUCAGCCUGCGCACGAUAUUCUUCUUGGAGUCGGCAUUCUUCGCGGUUACACGUCACCGAUGUGGAUCGCAGAGGCGCAGAUGAAGUACCUAAAUGUAGAACUCAAGGCAAACGCGGAGAAGCAGGGAGUGUUGGCGCCAAACAUGACAGGGAUGAUUGUUUCUCUUUCGGUUUUGCCGCCAAAGUGCAAGCAAGAGUUGCUCAGCGAGCUCAAGAAGCAGCGUCCAGACGCUUUUGGCCACGACAUUUUCUUCAUCUACAACGUGAACGGGUGGGAAGCGACGCGGUCGCGUGUGCUUGUGCGGAACAUGGCUGCUGUGAACGAUAAGGAAUACCCUUUCCACUUUGUGAAUCUGAAGGAUCUCAGACUGCAGAAGCCACAGUACUCAUCGGUCGUGACCCGUUUGACGGGCUGCAAGACUCCUCUCUGCGCGUCUGCUGUCGAAACCGCCGCUCUUGCUGGUACCAAAUCGAAGGAAGGGAAUGAAAAGGAUGCCCUAGUGGUUCAAGGGAAAAAGUUUCCGUUCUUCUUCGCUGAGGACGCGACACGCCGUCGCUACUACAAUGCUGCCUGCAUGACGAAGCCGUACCUGAUGAUGCCGUCUGUGCGUCCCAUCGCCAUCCUUAAAGGGCGGCUUCUUGGGCCCAGGGACGAGAGCAUUCUUCGCACGUUUGCGCUGAAGAACAAGGUAUCCAGUCCCAUCUGGGUAACGGAGGCCGCGGCGGAGCGUAUGGGAGUGCGUAUCGCUGCGGCGCGCAAGAAGCACUACGUUCUCAUCGGCGCUGCCGCGGCAGAUGCAAAUCCCGACGAGGAGGCCGUAGAUGGCUUUUACAACAUCGACGAUUUUGCCAAGCCAGAGGAGAUCCUAUCCUUGUUCCCGAAAGCAAGCAAGAAAGUGCACUUCAUGCUGGAUACUAAGUGGCGCGCCGUGCUGGGCAAACAGCGGCAAGACUACCUUUCUUCGCUAAAGCGCAACGUACCUCUGUGGGUCUCGGUGAACGAGUGUCUAAUGUCCGGCUUUGAGCCGAGGCCAGGGUCUAAACUCCUUUCGUUUCCUACUAGCCGCAAGCGCGACAAGACGGGCACACGGGUCUACAACUCUCAGCACACCACCGACCCGGUGCGCGUGAUCGGUCUCUCCUCGGUGUACACGCGACCACAGGGGCUGACAAUGUAA